Molecule: messenger RNA, 1101 nt
Organism: Xylaria bambusicola
Lineage: Eukaryota; Fungi; Ascomycota; Sordariomycetes; Xylariales; Xylariaceae
Product: thioesterase-like superfamily-domain-containing protein
Exons: 5
Coding region: 1-1101 (366 amino acids)
Biological process (GO): acyl-CoA metabolic process; fatty acid catabolic process
Cellular component (GO): peroxisomal matrix
Molecular function (GO): fatty acyl-CoA hydrolase activity
Source: RefSeq, a predicted model, not a curated record
AUGUCGGCACAUCGUCCGACUCUCGUCAAGCCGCCGCCGCUGGACGAGUCCAAGGCGCCUAUUGAGAACGCGCUUGAGCUGACUGAGCUGAGCAUCAUCGGACCUGAUUUGUUCACGAAUACACGCGAGCUUUGGCACCCGCCUGGUGCGAGGGGCUUGUAUGGCGGGUGUAUUAUUGCGCAGACGCUUGCUGCAGCGCAACGCACAGUUCCUCCCGACUUUACGGUGCACUCGUACCAUUGCUUCUUCGUGCUCGCUGGAGACUCCAGUGUGCCGAUUCUAUACCACGUAGAGCGCGUGCGAGAAGGUCGCUCUUUCUGCACGCGGACUGUGCAGGCGAGGCAAAAGGGGCAUGCUAUAUUCACCGUCACGUGCUCCUUUACACGCGACGGCAGUGGUGGCGAGAAGACGGUGUCGCAUCAUGCUUCUAUGCCCGAAGGUGUCCCUGUUCCACCAGAGGGCUACGAAGAGCCGACAUUGGUCGGUACAGAGAAGUCGCCCUUCGAACACUUCAAGUGCCCAAGGAAUGAUCUUGAUGUACCGCCUAAAGAUCGCAAGAUACAUCAAUGGGUCAAAGCGAGAGGCAAGAUCAGCGAAGAAGGGGGAAACCAGGCACAUCUCAGCGCGCUGGCGUACAUGAGCGAUUCCUACUUUAUCGGUACCGUCUCGAGGAUUCACCGUCUAUGGAGGUUCCCUUUCAAGCCCGAGGAGAUGGAACACCUAGAGCCUGAGAUAAGGGAACAUCUCAACAAGCUUAAUGAUGUCGAGGGCUUCGGAAGUUUCGAGCAAGUACGCGACCAGCCAAAGGUUGGAAUGAUGGUCAGUCUCGAUCAUUCUAUUUACUUCCACAACCCCAAAAAGGUGCGGGCCGACGAGUGGAUGUUCACGGAGAUGGAAAGCCCGUGGGCUGGCGAUGGCCGCGGCCUCGUCAUCCAGAAGAUCUUUAGUAGGGACGGCACGUUGCUCGCUACUGCUAUUCAAGAGGUGAGUUUGACCAAAAGAAGUUGUCCAAUUCCUAUCCAGGCCAUCGCCUACUCGUAUAAUCCUACGCUCGCCCUAGAUGCUUGGCUGUUCAGCUCGCACCAUCGGGGAUUCGACUAG